Effrenium voratum is the source of this 1425-nucleotide messenger RNA. The record is from the annotation of a GenBank genome assembly. Lineage: Eukaryota; Dinophyceae; Suessiales; Symbiodiniaceae.
AUGAUUCCCAUUUUGCUCCUCGUGAUCGCUGCGGCUUCGGCUGAGAGCUGCAGCGAUGAGGGCUGUGGCGUGAACUUUCUGCAGUCCGCAACGCGGCUUCAGCGCACGGACACAGAGGAUGUUUGGCCCUCAGCCCGGGGCAGCUGGCCCUUUCUGGCCGUGGGCAAGGACUCAGGGCCCUUCCAGGUGAACAGCAGCCUGGCCUGGUCCUGGCACCACCCGGAGGGCCGGUUCCACACGCUCACCUGGGGCACUGCGCUGGACCACCAGCUCAACGUCUACCUCUCCGCUGCGGACGGUCUCCGGAAGUUCGACCCGGACGGCAAGGUCCUGUGGGAGCACAAGACUUUGCCGGCACGCCUCAUCAACGCGCCCGCCAUUUACAAGGGCGCCGUUUAUGCCACUGACACCUUGGGGGGCGUGCGCGCAGUAGACAUGGCCACUGGGGAGAGGCUGUGGCACACCCAAAUGGAGCCGACUGUUGGAGAGGACAAUGGCUUCUCCAUGGUCCAUGCGGGCGUUGUCUUGACCGCUGCGGACUGGCGGCCCCCCUCGCCCCAAGGCGAGGCCAAUCAAAAGGUGCGGGCGUUGAACGCCAGCACCGGCCAGGUCCUUUGGACCUUCACGCCGGACACGGCCGUGUGGAACUUCCUGCCGCUGUUCCCGGAUCAUGAGACGGUGGUCUUCCAAGACAUGAGCGGACGGGUCUACCGCCUGGGCCUCUUUGAUGGUCGGGAGAUUUGGAAGGCGGGAGGUUUGGAGGGGAGCUGGACGGAUGGCUCGGCGGCGCUCGGCGGCAAUGGCCUGAUAUACGCUGUGAACAACAACAAGCCGCUGGCAGAAAUCAAGAACCUGGACGCGACCGUCCCAGGAUUCCCCAGAGAUACAAACCCAGGCACUUUGAGUGCCUACGACCUGGACGGGAACCUGAAAUGGCAGGUGACAACGCCGAAGCCGCCCAACAAUGCGCCUGCUGUGGGCAAGAUUCACGGAUGGGAUGGACUGUCAGUGAUCAUGCCGAUCUGCCAGCAGGCAUAUCAAGGCGCGACCUGCGACGUCUACGCGCACGACGCGGAUAGCGGAAGGUUGCGGUGGGUCUUCAACGGUCCGACGCAGAAGGGGCUGUCGCAGGCCGGAGACCUGGCGGGGGCGUUGGAGAGAACGCUCUCCGGCAUCCGGCCCGCGUGCCUCCCGAACGGCUGGAGCGCUCCGGCCAUCGGGGCGGACGGCACGGUGUAUCUGGGCAGCGAGGAGGGCCCCUUUUUCGCGCUCCGAGAUGCUGACCGAGAUGGCAGGGUGCUGGGGGAGCAGGAGGUGUCUUAUUUCCAGACUGGCGCCGCAUUCUCUGGAUCCUCCAGCGCAGCCAUUGCCCCUGGCAUGGUCGCGGUGGCCUCGUGCGACUCCCUUUUCGUCUUCAAAAACUGA